UUCUAGCAAAUAGGCCUUUUCCCAAUUUUGUUGCAGAGUACAAAAGGUUUUACAAAAACGACAAACUCAGAGCUACUACAAACUCACUGGUAAAGGAGAUAAAAUCAAGUAAGCUAGUGCAACAUCCGAAAUUAUAAGUUGAGCAAAUCAACUAUUGUGUCUAAAAUAUCAUCUACAUCAGGAUCAAAAGCUAGUUUGUACCAAAAAGCAAUCAACAAAAGACAUCUAAAUUAUAGAGCUACUACAAACUCACUGAUUAUCACUUGUGACGGCUGAUAAAGGAGAGAAAAUCAAGAGGUAGUCAAGGAAAACAUCAAAGCCUUGAAGGCUAAAUCUUCUCCAGAUAGCAGUAAUGGUGGAAUGGUGGUGGUCUUUACUAGGAGCUGCUGUGCCAGCUGUAGUGGCAGGGCAAGCUUUCAGGACGAAAAAGAGGAGAGAUGAGGAGGAGAGGUUAAACAGGGCUAGAGGUCGUGAAAAGAACUCUGAUGAUAUCUUUGUUUGUGAAAGAGUGUGUACUUCAAACAGGAUGCUCAAGAAGGUUGGUGCAUUUUCUAAAGACCCGACACCUGAUACAUGUGUUACUGUUUGUGGUGUUUCUGAGCUCGAUGCUUGUGCUGAUGCGUGUGCUCGGACUGUUUGUGUUAAUCAGCAUCAAGUGCCUAACUGGAACGAUAUCUGUCUUAAGAGGUGUCAAAGCGAGUGUCUUAGGCUCUCACAAUCUUCUGUAGUGUCUUCUUAGCACAUUGCUCUUAACAUUUUGCUUCUAUCAUUUCAAGAAUUCUGGCCUAUUGACAAUCUUCUGAAGUUCAUUAUAUCUGGUAUCUAUUUUGACUAUUCAUCGACAUAAAAAAAAGUUAUAUUUGUCCUUA
Messenger RNA from Solanum dulcamara, 869 nucleotides. RefSeq lists its product as uncharacterized. The transcript is spliced from 4 exons. Bases 353 to 739 code for a protein of 128 amino acids. NCBI's taxonomy places the organism in Eukaryota, Viridiplantae, Streptophyta, Magnoliopsida, Solanales, Solanaceae. The record is from RefSeq and is a predicted model, not a curated record.